Messenger RNA from Aspergillus homomorphus CBS 101889, 1812 nucleotides. Its product is annotated as putative phenol 2-monooxygenase. Bases 1 to 1812 code for a protein of 603 amino acids. The record is from RefSeq and is a predicted model, not a curated record. The transcript has 5 exons. Gene Ontology annotation, molecular function: FAD binding. Lineage: Eukaryota; Fungi; Ascomycota; Eurotiomycetes; Eurotiales; Aspergillaceae.
AUGACCCCAACCAAAGCACCCACAAAAGUCGACGUCCUCAUCAGCGGCAGCGGCUCAGCCGGCCUCUGCGCCGCGACCUGGCUGGCACGGUACGGGCUCCGGUGCAAGGUGCUGGAGCGGCGCGAGGGCCCGAUGACGAUGGGCCAAGCGGACGGGGUGCAGUGCCGGACGGUGGAGAUCUUCGAGAGCUUCGGGAUCGGCGACGCGCUGCUGCGUGAAGCGUACCACGUGCUGGAGGUGGUGUUCUGGGCGGAGGAGGACGAGGGCGUGAUCCGUCGCACGGGCAGGACGGCGGAUACGUUGCCGGGAUUGUCGCAUCAGCCGCAUAUUAUCCUCAAUCAGGCGCGGAUUAACAUGUUGAUGAUUGAGGCCAUGCGGGAGUUUAAUGCGCAGGAGAUUGAUUAUGGAUAUACCGUUCUGGGGGUUGAUGUGGAAGGGGAUGCGGAUGCGGAUGCGUAUCCUAUUAAGGUUAUGGCGGAGAAGGAGGGGAAGGUGGAGAGGUUUGAGGCCAAGUAUUUGUUGGCAUGCGAUGGUGCGCAUAGUACGGUGCGCAAGGCCCUCGGGUAUAAGAUGGUGGGUGAUAGCUCGGACGCGGUCUGGGGCGUCAUGGAUAUGGUCCCGCGUACGGAUUAUCCGGAUGUUCGGAAGAAGUCGACGAUUCGCUCGAAGGCGGGCAACCUGCUGAUCAUCCCGCGCGAAGGCGAUCACUACAAUCUGACGCGGUUCUAUAUUGAGCUCCCUGCCGGCACGAAGGCCAAGGACGUCAGGCUGGAGGAUCUCCAACAAACGGCAAGGAAGAUCCUGAGCCAGUAUCGGAUUGAGUUCGUGGAGACCGUCUGGUGGUCCGCGUAUGCCAUCGGCCAGCGCCAUGCGGACUGCUUCCACAAGGACUACCGCGUCUUCCUGGCGGGAGACGCCUGUCAUACGCAUUCUCCCAAGGCUGGGCAGGGAAUGAAUGUCAGUCUGCAGGACGGUUACAAUAUUGGAUGGAAGCUGGCUUUGGUGCUGAAGGGCCUGGCCCCGCCUUCUCUGCUGGAGACCUACGUGCUGGAGCGCCAGAAGGUGGCUAUCGACUUGAUCAACUUCGAUCGCUACUUCGCCAAGCUCUUCUCUUCCAAGGGUGAGGCGUCCCCCCAGGAGUUCCAGGAGGGGUUCAUCCAGUCGGGGAAGUAUACUGCUGGUCUGACGGCCAAGUAUGAUGAGUCGCUGAUCACUUCGGAUACGGACGUGUCGAAAGAGCUCUCUACCAAUGUCGUGGUGGGGAUGAGACUGCCUAGCGCACAGGUGGUGCGCUUCUGCGACUCGAAGCCGCUACAACUGGCCACGACUCUGAAGUCAGAUGGCAGGUGGCGGGUCAUCGCCUUCGUGGGUGAUCUCAGCAUUGCGCAUAACAAGGCUCGGUUGGAUGCUCUCGGAAGCUAUCUCAGUUCCAGCGAUAGUCCGCUGCAGACUUUCCGCCUGGACGGGGGCGAUGCAGACAGCUUGAUCGAGCCGAUACUAGUUGGGUAUGGCCAGCGACAUAGUGUCGAGCUCGAGGACAUCCCUCCAUGCUUCUACCCUGUUACCGGCAAGAACCAGACAAGAGACCUUCAUAAGAUCUUCUUCGACGAUGAGAGCUAUAACAAGGGCCACGGCCAUCUGUACGAGCACCUGGGCAUCAGCCCUGAGAAGGGGGCCAUCAUCAUCGUACGCCCAGAUCAAUACGUCUCGACUGUCCUGAGUCUCGACGACUACCGCCAGGUGGGCCACUUCUUCUCGGGCUGCCUGAUACCCCAGAUAGAGACGCAGUCCCGCCCAGAGGGCAAGCUAUAG